UAAAAAUUUUUGAGUUGGGUAAUUUCUUCAGUGUAGUUGCGAGCGACGUCAGGCGGUUCAAUUUUCUUACGUGUGUUUUUCCGGGGGAUUAGUGUCUUCUGUAUUUCUAGAAUUAAGUAGUAGGGAUUCUUCACAGUCACAGCUACCAUGAACAGUAUAUUUCAUGUCCUCAUCUACACUGUCCUCCUCUACCUGCAUAAGGCUGUUAUUGCAGUGGAGCUCACCUUCGAGCUUCCAGACAAUGCCAGAGAAUGCUUCUACCAAGAGAUCGAGAAGAAUAAAUCCGCCACCCUAGAGUUCCAGGUGGUCACCGGAGGGCAGUAUGAUGUUGACGUGACACUGGAGUCCCCAAGGAAGGAGAUCAUCUACAAACAAAUCAAGACCCAAUUCGAUUCUCAUCAAUUCACAGCCUCAGAAACCGGAAUUUACGUGGCGUGUUUCAGCAAUGAAUUCUCCACCUUCUCCCACAAGCUGGUCUACAUGGACUUCCAAGUGGGCGAUGGGGAGCCAGCUUUGCCAGGAAUUAGCGAACACGCCACCGUCCUUACGCAAUUCCAAACAUCCGCUGAGGAAGUCCAUAAGAGUCUCAAUCAGAUCCUCGACUACCAGACCCACCAUCGCCUACGAGAGGCUCAGAGCCGAAAGCGCGCUGAAGAGCUCAAUGAGCGCGUCUUCUGGUGGUCCUUCUUCGAGCUCUUUGCUAUUCUUGUCAUCACAGUUACGCAGGUGAUUGUCCUCAGGAAUUUCUUCACAGAACGAAAACCCAGUCAAAUGGGCGCGAAGUUUGUGGGAUAGAUGUGAGACUAAAAACCUAUGGGAAUCAUUAGGGUGUAAUUCAUGGAUGCUGAAUGUGCUUAAAACAAAUUAAGAGCAAAGACAGAAGAAGUAAAUGUUGUGCAACAGUUUUCUUUGCAAAGAAAGAUACAUCAAAAAUGA
Phlebotomus papatasi is the source of this 936-nucleotide messenger RNA. RefSeq names its product transmembrane emp24 domain-containing protein 3 (gene p24-1). The transcript has 4 exons. Bases 148 to 795 code for a protein of 215 amino acids. NCBI's taxonomy places the organism in Eukaryota, Metazoa, Arthropoda, Insecta, Diptera, Psychodidae. Gene Ontology annotation, biological process: Golgi organization; intracellular protein transport; endoplasmic reticulum to Golgi vesicle-mediated transport. The record is from RefSeq and is a predicted model, not a curated record. Gene Ontology annotation, cellular component: COPII-coated ER to Golgi transport vesicle; Golgi apparatus; endoplasmic reticulum.